AUGCGCUACCGUGAAAUACAAGAGGUUAUGAGGGGGUGCAGGGGGAGGCGCAGCCCGGCCUCAAAAGCAUCAAUGGUCAUAGAACACAAGCCCUAUGAUCACAAAGCUGAUGUUUUUAGCUUUGGAAUUGUAAUGUGGGAGUUGCUUACAGCUAAGCUCCCAAAUGAAUACCUAACCCCACUUCAAGCAGCCGUAGGCGUUGUUCAAAAGGGUUUGAGGCCUACCUUACCAAAGAAUACUCAUCCAAAGCUUGAUGAGCUGCUGCACAAGUGUUGGCAACAAGAUCCAACUGCCAGGCCUGACUUCUCAGAAAUAUUGGAGAUACUACAGCUUAUUGCUAAAGAGGUCGAAGAUGAAUCCGAUGACUGCCGUAAGGAUAAGUCAUCAGGUGGAUUUCUUUCUGUUCUACGACGUGGCCACUGAAACUUCAUUUGAUCAAAAUGUAGGUACGAUCUCAUCACCGGCAAUUUCCAGCCAUAGAUAGAGAUAGUACCUUAAAACUGUACAGUGUUCAAAUUUCAUGGCUUGUUUUUCCUGGUUCUUAAUUUUUAUGCUUUUAAUUCUUUUCUCUGUGUUUUUGUUAUUUGUUACCACUUCGUAAGGUGGAAUGUGAUGAGUAGGAGGACUCUUGUUUUUUUUUGUCGUCUAACAAUUCAUUUCAGUAUGUUAGACUUAAAUAUAUUCUUUAA
Messenger RNA from Musa acuminata AAA Group (dessert banana), 689 nucleotides. Its product is annotated as serine/threonine-protein kinase STY46-like. Lineage: Eukaryota; Viridiplantae; Streptophyta; Magnoliopsida; Zingiberales; Musaceae. The transcript has 5 exons. Gene Ontology annotation, cellular component: cytoplasm. The coding region runs from base 1 to 423 and encodes 140 amino acids. Gene Ontology annotation, molecular function: protein kinase activity; ATP binding. Gene Ontology annotation, biological process: protein phosphorylation; signal transduction. The record is from RefSeq and is a predicted model, not a curated record.